Molecule: messenger RNA, 1308 nt
Organism: Penicillium canariense
Lineage: Eukaryota; Fungi; Ascomycota; Eurotiomycetes; Eurotiales; Aspergillaceae
Product: nuclear migration protein nudF
Exons: 3
Coding region: 1-1308 (435 amino acids)
Molecular function (GO): protein binding
Source: RefSeq, a predicted model, not a curated record
AUGAUGAAUGUAUUGACAGAACGACAGGCAGCCGAAUUACACAAAGCUAUGAUAGGCUAUCUGUCGUCCAUCAAUGCAUCACAAUGCGCCAAAAUAUUACGAGAAGAGCUACAUCUGAAAGAUUGCUUCUCAGACGACGCAGUCAAGAUGUAUGCGGGGCUACUGCAGCGAAAAUGGACCAACGCUGCACGACUGCAGCGGAAGAUCAUGGAACUGGAGUCAAGAGUAGAUGACCUACAAUCCAAGCUAUCUUCUCUUUCCCAGGCCUUAGCACGACCAAAUUGUGAUCCACAUAAUUGGCUUCCCAAUACCGCAACCCAUACCCUGGAGUCUCACAGGGGAGCCGUAACAUGCAUCGCGUUUCACCCAGUAUACUCUGCGCUAGCUUCUGGCUCGGAAGACUGCACCAUCAAGAUAUGGGAUUGGGAGUUUGGUGGUCUGGAGAGAACACUUAAGGGCCAUUUGCGAAGUGUGACAGGUGUUGACUUUGGCGGCCCAAAGGGCAAAAUACUGCUUGCAUCGUCCUCAAACGACCUCACAAUUAAGAUCUGGGAUCCAAGUAAAAACUACGCCAACAUUCGAACCAUUUCCGGCCACGAUCAUACCAUCUCCUCUGUACGGUUUUUGCGACCGGGUGCAAAUAUACUUGUUUCGGCCAGUCGGGACGCAUCUAUUCGAAUAUGGGAUGCAUCGACAGGAUUCUGCACUAGGACGAUACACUCGCCUGGUGACUGGAUCUAUAGCUUUUCCCCUUCCAUUGAUGGAAAGUGGCUUGUCUCCGGUGGCCGCGACCAAGCGGCGACAAUUUGGGACCUUACAUCCGGUGAAGCGAAGUCUUCUCUACUGGGCCACGAUAAUUAUAUCGAAUGCUGCGUCUUUGCUCCGGCCGCCAGUUAUCCAUACUUGGCAAAAUUAGCGGGGUUGAAAGGCCCUCCACCUCCCAACAGCUCGGCGGAAUUUGUUGCUACAGGCGGAAGGGACAAGUCCAUUAAACUCUGGGAUUGGAGAGGGAGGUUGAUCAAAACCUUGGUUGGCCAUAACAACUGGGUCCAAGGGUUGGUGUUUCACCCUGGAGGGAAAUAUCUGCUCAGUGUGAGUGACGACCAAACUAUUCGCUGCUGGGAUCUCUCGGAGAAUGGGAGGUUGGCAAGGACCAUUGAGAUACCUGGGGGUUUUGUGAGCUGUAUUCGGUGGGCCCCCAGCGCGAUGGGAAAUUCAGAAGCCGAGCAGAGACCCGGCACCGCAGCUGAAUUGCGGUGCGUGAUUGGCACGGGAAGCACAGACUCCUGUGUACGAAUAUUCACAUGA